CCUCCGUAUUUGCGUGGAAUUUGCUUCCCGAACCGGUACGCUCAGCUCCUCUCUCCCGAAACACCACGUCCUGGAGAUCGAUCUACCAGAGCUCUCGAGUAGGAAUUAGCGAUUGCUGAGUCCAAGUGAAGUUCCAACUGAGCUAUAUGAUGUCUCAACUAGAUUUGGUUUCUCGCAUUACCGAAGAGAAUAAAAGCAGAAAAAGGAAACGCAUACUGUUGACAAAGAAGUAUUUUGAGAUGUCAUGUCUUGUUCUAGCUUAUCUUAGUACGCAAAGGGCACCGAGAGACCUAGGAUAUUUCAAUGAUAAUGAGGAGAAGGUUGCAUAUAGGAAGUACAUACUGAAAACUACCUAUGAUGGGUCUGAAACAGCAUGCUACGAUAAGCUACGCUUAACAAAAAGAAACUUCCAUGAUCUUUGUGCUAUGUUGCGUGAGAAGUGUGGUCUCAAAGAUAGCACUCUAGUGACAGUAGAAGAAAAUGUUGCUAUGUUCCUACAAGUCGUGGGACAUGGAAUUAAAAUGAGAAUGUUGGGUGGCACUUACCAGCGGUCUUUAGAGACUAUAAGUAGGAACUUCUCUACUGUGUUAUCUGCCAUCCUAUCUCUAAGUGGUGACUUCAUCAAGCUUCCUGAUCCCACCGUUGAACCUCCCGAUGAUUACAAAUGGAAGUGGUUUGGCAAUGCACUUGGAGCACUAGAUGGGUGCCAUAUUCCGGUGUUUGUCAGUACUGCUGACAAAGGGAGAUAUAGGAAUAGACAUCAAGAGAUCACCACUAAUAUGCUAGGUGUGGUUGACUGGAAUAUGAAAUUUAUGUAUGUUCUACCUGGUUGGGAGGGCUCGGCAUCGGAUUCGAGAGUGUUAAAAGAUGCUAUGAGGAUUACUCGCCAAGAUGCAUUUGUUGUACCACAUGGAAAGUACUACCUAGUGGAUGCUGGAUAUACCAAUGGACUUGGAUUUCUAUCUCCAUUCAGAUCCACUCGGUACCAUUUCAAAGAGUGGGUUGCAAGUCAACAACAGCCCCAAAACUACAAAGAGUUAUAUAACCUGCGACAUGCUCGUGCUAGAAAUGUCGUGGAGAGAACUUUUGGCUUGUUGAAGAAAAAAUGGGCCAUCCUCCGUUCUUGUUGUUUCUUUUCCAUAGAGGACCAGAUUCGAAUUAUUAAUGCAUGUUGUGUGUUACACAACUUUGCAAGGGACAGGCAACAUGUUAGGGAUAAUUUAUUGCUACAGGAAGUCGACGCUGAACUAGCAGCUAUGGCUCCGCAACCUGCAGAUGAUGCUACUUUAAUUAGAAGUGUCCAACAAACUGUUGUCUGGUCUGCAUUUAGGGAGCAGUUUGCCGAGGAUAUGUAUGCUCAGUACCUUGUGGAUCAUGAAGAAGCACAGAUAGAAUAGAUAACUAGUCAUGGCGUUCAUAGCUAGCUGAUGGUGCCCUAUUUUCUGUGAUAGCAUGCUUGUCUGUUUCAUGUUUUAUACGCAUCAUGUGUGAACGAAUAUAUAUGCACAUCUAUGUUUAAAAAAUAUUUAAUUUUUGU
This is a messenger RNA of Lolium perenne, 1537 nucleotides long. Lineage: Eukaryota; Viridiplantae; Streptophyta; Magnoliopsida; Poales; Poaceae. The record is from RefSeq and is a predicted model, not a curated record.